GCUGCAGUAGCAGGACGUGUUCAUUGUACGAGCUAUUCUGAAAGAAUUACCGCGGCUGUUGAGGUGAAGUCUAUGAAAUACGUGAUGUCUUCAAAAUUGUUUAAUCAGUGAAAGACGAUUGAAGUGUUCCAAUUUCGUGUGAUAUGUGAACCGUUUAGAGCUAUAUGUACGAAUGAUAUAAAAGUAACGGUUGCGUGUUAUCAGUUUAGGAAUUUCGUUCGCUAGCAGUAGCUACUUAGCUAGCAAGCCACCUUGAGGUCCUGUCUCUUUCUUGACAUUCUAGCCUGUAUUGUGGUAUGGGUUCCUAGCUUGACGACGAAACUCAGUACAGUGUCCUUUCAUUACCUUUUCGCAUUGGUUUAAUAUAAAAUCAGUUGUUACGACGAUAACGAUUGUCUGUAGAAGAAAGUGGCCAUUCAAGGACGACAGAACGUUCUCAGUGGCUUUUACAAGAAGAUCCCCAAACCAACUAUCAUGAACGGGUUCAGCACAGAAGAAGACAGUCACGAUGGACCUCCGGCUCCACCGUUUUACGGCCAGACUUGUUGUUUGAUUGAGGACGGUGAGCGCUGCGGACGAUCAGCUGGAAACGCUUCCUUCAGCAAGCGGAUCCAGAAAAGCAUAUCGCAGAAAAAACUAAAGCUGGACAUCGACAAAAGUGUCCGACACCUCUACAUAUGCGACUUCCACAAAAACUUCAUCCAGAGUGUCCGUAACAAACGGAAGAGGAAGACGAGUGACGACGGAGGGGAGUCUCCUGAUCAUGAUGUGGAGGUGCCAGAGGUGGAUCUGUUCCAGCUUCAGGUGAACACGCUGAGACGCUACAAGAGACACUACAAGCUCCAGACCAGACCUGGCUUGAACAAGGCUCAACUGGCUGAGACUGUCAGUCGCCACUUCCGGAAUAUCCCCGUGAACGAGAAGGAGACUCUCACAUACUUUAUUUAUAUGGUGAAGAGCAGCAAAAGCCGACUGGACCAGAAAUCAGAGGGCAGCAAACAGCUGGAAUAAAGGCCACCAAUAAGUCUUGGACAUGAACACGUGUGUUUGAUGAGGUGUUUCCGCCAGGCGGGCUAAUCUGAUUUCAGACUGUUGUCAAGACUCUCUGCAGGGUGAUGUAAUUCUGUAAUGUGAAUAUGCCGAUAUGUACAAAACACGACGAGUAUGAAGAUAUCAGCAACACGAUAGAAUGCAAUUUCUGAGAACUGCCUUAAAGAUUUGUUUGUAUUUUGCAUGGACCGUUAAGAACUUGAAGAAAGGCUUGUGUCCAACCAGAGAGUGUGCAAACGUAAUAUUUCAAUAAACUGGUCAUGGAGCAUUUUGUGAAUGAAAAGAUGGUGGAUAAGGUUUUGGGAAGUGUUGCACAUUUUCUGGUGCCCAACUAGAAUUAAGCAAUUAAGGCCCGAGGGGGUGUGGUCUAUGGCCAAUAUACCACGGCUAAGGGCUGUUCUUAUACAUGACGCAAAGCGGAGUGCCUGGACACAGCCCUUAGCCGUGGUAUAUUGGCCAUAUCACACAAACCCCAGAGGUGCCUUAUUGCUAUUAUAAACUGGUUAUCAAUGUAAUUAGAGCAGUAAAAAUACAUGUUUUGUCAUACCCGUGGUGUACCGUCUGAUAUACCACAGCUGUCGGCCAAUCAACAUUCCGGCCUCGAACAACCCAGUUUUAUAAUACUCAUCCAGUGGUAUGACAUACAUGGGAAGACUGAAGUUGAAUGAUGCAGCAUUUUUUACAUUGACUUGACCUGCUCUUUCCCGUCUAAUACACUGAAACACACACAUACUGCAGAGUGAAAUGGCGUUUCAGUGAACACCAAGCUCUUUUCAAGUAUUGGUGGAAAUAUUACGUCUGACUCUUCUUUACUACUUUUUCUACUUUUUUGUGAGAUGUCAGUACUUUAGUUCAUCUUGGAUUGUCAGGUCUCUGUGAAGUUCUCUCUGGUGGAAAGUAACUUUCAGUCUGUAUUCAUUUUCAUGGUUUCAUCUUUUGAGACUAAUUUAAAGCAAUUAAUUGAACUUGUUCAUUAGGGGGUUAAAAUGCAUUAUUAUUAUUACUUCUACUAUUAUAUUAUUUCAGAAGAAUUGUUGCUGUACUAACACAAACACGUAGAACGUCUCAACUUGAGCUCAAUGAACCAUAUUUGAACCACCUAAAUAGUUUUCAGGGCAGCACCCAAAGCACUGGCUGGACUUUGCCUUCGUGUUCACAAUACAUUUGUUCUAUUCCAUUGCAAUGUAUUUCUGUGGAAUCAUGUCACCCUCAGCUGUCAAGUCUAUUUCCUCUCCUGGCACAGUGUUGAAAUGAUGUGUCUCGUGGGCACACGAUAACACUACCUACCGCUUCUAGUCACUGGUUGAAGAUGGGAGUUGUAAUAAAUAUAGAAUAUGUUUUUGCUUUCCCUCAGUCACUAAUUGGGGUUUUCUUGUUCACUUCAACAACUGCUGUGUGCUCGCUGUUUUGUUUGUCAGUGGUCUCUUCACAGAUGAUGCUAUGCCUUAGUAUUGAUUAGGUUCUCUGUCCCAGACCUUAUUUAAGUAAUAAGUUAUGUCUACUGUUUUCCAUCUUACACCAUCAAUUAGUCAUGUCUAUGUCAUUUGCUGAACUAUGGAUGGCUUUGUUUUUGCUUGUAGCUUUGUAGUGCCAGAUUUCCCUCUUCUGUUUCCCUCCUAUGUUUUAGCAUAUUGGCUGUGCUGCUUAACCCAAUUGUUGUAUUAUAUAAGACACAUUUAUUUAAAUAUGGCUGCUUAUUGCUUUUAAUAAAUGUAUUGUACAUAA
Messenger RNA from Oncorhynchus tshawytscha (Chinook salmon), 2775 nucleotides. RefSeq names its product histone deacetylase complex subunit SAP30L. Lineage: Eukaryota; Metazoa; Chordata; Actinopteri; Salmoniformes; Salmonidae. Gene Ontology annotation, biological process: regulation of DNA-templated transcription. Gene Ontology annotation, molecular function: transcription coregulator activity; protein binding. The record is from RefSeq and is a predicted model, not a curated record. Bases 475 to 1011 code for a protein of 178 amino acids. The transcript is spliced from 4 exons. Gene Ontology annotation, cellular component: histone deacetylase complex.